Closterium sp. Yama58-4 is the source of this 2274-nucleotide messenger RNA. The record is from the annotation of a GenBank genome assembly. Lineage: Eukaryota; Viridiplantae; Streptophyta; Zygnematophyceae; Desmidiales; Closteriaceae.
AUGGGUCCCUCUCUUCUGUGUCGACCAGAUCUUCAGUACAACUCUCCCCUCACGCUCUCUCCCCUCACGCUCUCUCCCCUCACGCUCUCUCCCCUCACGCUCUCUCCCCUCACGCUCUCUCCCCUCACGCUCUCUCCCCUCACGCUCUCUCCCCUCACGCUCUCUCCCCUCACGCUCUCUCCCCUCACGCUCUCUCCCCUCACGCUCUCUCCCCUCACGCUCUCUCCCCUCACGCUCUCUCCCCUCACGCUCUCUCCCCUCACGCUCUCUCCCCUCACGCUCUCUCCCCUCACGCUCUCUCCCCUCACGCUCUCUCCCCUCACGCUCUCUCCCCUCACGCUCUCUCCCCUCACGCUCUCUCCCCUCACGCUCUCUCCCCUCACGCUCUCUCCCCUCACGCUCUCUCCCCUCACGCUCUCUCCCCUCACGCUCUCUCCCCUCACGCUCUCUCCCCUCACGCUCUCUCCCCUCACGCUCUCUCCCCUCACGCUCUCUCCCCUCACGCUCUCUCCCCUCACGCUCUCUCCCCUCACGCUCUCUCCCCUCACGCUCUCUCCCCUCACGCUCUCUCCCCUCACGCUCUCUCCCCUCACGCUCUCUCCCCUCACGCUCUCUCCCCUCACGCUCUCUCCCCUCACGCUCUCUCCCCUCACGCUCUCUCCCCUCACGCUCUCUCCCCUCACGCUCUCUCCCCUCACGCUCUCUCCCCUCACGCUCUCUCCCCUCACGCUCUCUCCCCUCACGCUCUCUCCCCUCACGCUCUCUCCCCUCACGCUCUCUCCCCUCACGCUCUCUCCCCUCACGCUCUCUCCCCUCACGCUCUCUCCCCUCACGCUCUCUCCCCUCACGCUCUCUCCCCUCACGCUCUCUCCCCUCACGCUCUCUCCCCUCACGCUCUCUCCCCUCACGCUCUCUCCCCUCACGCUCUCUCCCCUCACGCUCUCUCCCCUCACGCUCUCUCCCCUCACGCUCUCUCCCCUCACGCUCUCUCCCCUCACGCUCUCUCCCCUCACGCUCUCUCCCCUCACGCUCUCUCCCCUCACGCUCUCUCCCCUCACGCUCUCUCCCCUCACGCUCUCUCCCCUCACGCUCUCUCCCCUCACGCUCUCUCCCCUCACGCUCUCUCCCCUCACGCUCUCUCCCCUCACUCUCCCGUCGUCGCUUCCCCCCUCUCCCUCGUCGCUUCCCCCCUCUCCCUCGUCGCUUCCCCCCUCUCCCUCGUCGCUUCCCCCCUCUCCCUCGUCGCUUCCCCCCUCUCCCUCGUCGCUUCCCCCCUCUCCCUCGUCGCUUCCCCCCUCUCCCUCGUCGCUUCCCCCCUCUCCCUCGUCGCUUCCCCCCUCUCCCUCGUCGCUUCCCCCCUCUCCCUCGUCGCUUCCCCCCUCUCCCUCGUCGCUUCCCCCCUCUCCCUCGUCGCUUCCCCCCUCUCCCUCGUCGCUUCCCCCCUCUCCCUCGUCGCUUCCCCCCUCUCCCUCGUCGCUUCCCCCCUCUCCCUCGUCGCUUCCCCCCUCUCCCUCGUCGCCUCCCCACUCUCUCGCAAUGCUCCGUUCCCCCUUCCCCGUGCAACGCCCUCCGCGUCUUGCUACUCUCCCUUCCCCGUGCCACGUCUUCGCAGCAAGUGAGGUGGGAGUGUCGCUCGGAGCACCUGCCGCCAACGCCAUGACUGCUGGCGGCGGCAGCGACUCGACUGGUAGAAGCGUGACCGGCGGUAGGGGCGCGAUCGCGAGAAAGGGGGUGCCGGUUUAUGUGGAGAGGCGUGGCAGCGACGCCAUUGGUAACACGGGCGCGGCGAGCGCCUCGAUCGGUAGGCCCGCGGCGCGCGAGACGGUUCCCGCGAAGGUGUGCGUGGGCUCGGUGGUGCUCGUCGGCUCUCUCGCGCAGCCCUCCAUCCCCGUCUACUUCGACCUUGCGCGCUGCGCGUCCGUGCCCGAAGUCGGGGGAACGACGAACGGGGGCGCGGUGGACGCGCUGAUAUGGUGGGACGUGUUUUCGGAGCGCACGGUGUGCAACGCGGUGCAGCUGUUUGCGUCGCCCGACUGCUCGGGUGCUGCGGCGGCGAAACACCUUUUCAACGGGUACAUGAGUGUCACCAAGAUAAGUCCAUCAGUGAAGUCCAUCCGCUGCGUGCUUGACAACAUCUGCAGCCGUGUCAAGUGCCCUCAACACUCCACGUGCAUCAAGACAAACGACAGGCAGGAGGUGGCAUGCCACCUCCCCUCUCACCUAGCCCUCCAGCGCCACUGCUAUGCUGUCACAGCACAACCCCUUGAUAAAUAA